This is a messenger RNA of Sphaeroforma arctica JP610, 1753 nucleotides long. RefSeq lists its product as hypothetical. The coding region runs from base 15 to 1067 and encodes 350 amino acids. The transcript is spliced from 2 exons. Gene Ontology annotation, cellular component: cytoplasm. NCBI's taxonomy places the organism in Eukaryota, Ichthyosporea, Ichthyophonida. The record is from RefSeq and is a predicted model, not a curated record. Gene Ontology annotation, biological process: protein folding.
CUGAACUUAGGAAUAUGGCUGACGAACGUUUUGACGCGCUGUUGCUUUCCAUUGCGCAGCAGCACAACGGCAUAGAUGCACUGCUGACAACGUUCUUCUCAUUUCUGGAGCGAAAGACUGACUUCUUCACCGCGGCCAGUGAAGAGGAUAUAUACGCAGCGCUGAGGAAAGUGGUCAAGCAACAGAAGGCGGUCUCUGAUAGGAAGCACGGGGCAAGUAGUACCACAGCGAAGGGGGCGAGUGAGACGAGCCGAUCGCAAAACGCCGGCAGUAGUACACGGUCACAGUCUAAGGCUGAUGUAAAGCCGAAAGCAGGCAGCAGUGUCUCGGCUGUACAUGCAGAGGCAGACAACGGUGCUAAGGUUCUGGAGCUGAGCGAUGAGGAUGACUAUGAUGGUGGAGUAUUGGGCGAGCACAGUGCAGCAGUUCGAGAUAGGAGUGAUCGCGUGCGCAUGGAUGAGUAUGUGACUACUACUACAUCGAGUAGCGCUGCAGACGAAAGCACAGGAAAGGCCGAGGAGUUGAGUGAGGACGGUAAACGAAAGGCGAACGAGGGUAACGGAGGCUCCACAGACAAGUACACGUGGACACAGACACUCGACGAAGUAGAGAUGCGCGUCCCAUUGCCUGUGGGGAAGGAUGUGGUGGUGAAAAGUAGAGACGUGGUUGUACGUAUAGACAAAGGUCAUAUCAAGGUGGGUCUGAAGGGCCAGUAUCCACAUCUAGACGCGGACUUGGAGGCGUUGAUUAAGAUUGACGAUUCACUGUGGACUAUUGAGGAUAAGUCGGUGAUCGUCCUGACGCUACAAAAGUCGAAGGGCAUGUGCUGGUGGAGCCGUGCGUGCCAGGGCGAGGAGGAGAUCGACACCAAGACAGUCGAACCACAGAACUCUAACCUCGACGAUCUAGACGGCUCCACCCGCGGCAUGGUGGAGAAGAUGAUGUACGACCAGCGGCAGAAGGAGAUGGGGCUGCCGUCGUCGGAUGAGCAGAAGAAACAGGACAUGAUGAAGAAGUUCAUGGCGGCCAACCCGCAGAUGGACUUUAGCAAUGCGGUGAUCAACUAAGACCCUCGCACAGCAUACCGUGCGAGCCAAGGCUGCGACAGACGAAGCAAGGCUGGGCACGGUAAAGGAGUAUGGGUAAUGGGGAUGGAUGGGGGGUGGAGCGUGGGGUACAGUGUUUGUGCCGCUGGCGAUCGUAGGGCAAGCGGUCGGUGUGUAGAUGUGCUAUGCCUGUUGGGUGAGUCCGAUAGGCAACCAGCCGCAGAGAUACAGACGCUGCCUCGAAUCGAAACAAGGAAUGAAACGGGGACGCGGAACACGAGAAGAAUCUAUGAACCGCAUACGCAGACGCACAGAUACACACGAUACUGUAUUUCACAACCGCUCACUAUCUUUUGGAUAGAACACGGCGUGCCGGUUGACAGAAGGCCGACAUUUGAUACAGACAUACGUGCAAGGCAAGUGAUGUACAGGUGGCUGGACGUAUACUUUGUUCCGUGCAAGACAAACGAUGUACAAGUAGGGUGGGUUAACGUUUACUUUGUUUGGCUAGCCCCGCCCGAUGCCGAUUUGCAGCAGGAACGUCGGAUGACUCCUGGGUGAAUGAAUGCUCGUAGUACCGAGUGAAUGGCCAUACGCUACACACACUCGGGUGUGCGAGGACGUAUGGGUUGUACAUUGUCAGUCAAUCACAUCGUUAUGUGACAGAAAUGCUCAAAACAAUAAAACAGAACUCAAUAUACUUUGAG